AUGUCGCGGAACUUGUUGGACCAAGACUUCGGUUCCGAGGAGGAGGACGAUGACUUCAAUCCUGCGCCCGCAAAUGAAUCAGAGGAUGAGGAGGAACAACCAAAGGUUGGUCUCAGAAAGGUGGCAAGUACGAUUGCUAGUGCUGAUGAUGACGGACAGCAGUCUACGCAUCACGGCCAAGACGAGGAUGAAGAAGACGACUCGAGAGUUGGACAACCGAAUCGAAGGGGAAGUGAGGAUGAUGGUAGAGGAAGGCACAUUGACGACGCUGAGGAUGAAGACGAGGAAGAGGCCGAAAAUGAGGUGGCGGAGGACGGGGGAGACGAGGACGAGGAAGAGGAGGAUGAAGAUGAUGAAGACGCUGUUUCUGGUCGUCCACUGAAACGAAGAAGACACCGAGGUGUUCACAACUUCAUCGAAGACGAGGCAGGUGUCGACGAGGACGAAGAUGAGGCAGAAGAGGAGGAAGAUGAAUUGGCAGAGUUCGGCGGCGAGAUGCAUCCGGACGAUAUGGACGCGCUUCCUGUCGGCGCAGAAACCGACGACCGUCGGCAUCGUCAACUCGAUCGCCAACGAGAACUCGCGGCUAGCAUGGACGCCGAAAAGCAGGCGCAAAUGCUCAAGGAGCGCUACGGACGGAAAACUGCUGCCGCUUCUGAUUCGGUCGUUGUUCCGAAGCGAUUGCUCCUCCCCAGUGUUGAGGACCCAAGCAUCUGGGGUGUACGCUGCAAGGCGGGUAAGGAGCGAGAGGUCGUAUUUGCAAUUCAGAAACGUAUCGAAGAGCGGCCUCCGGGCUCUCGCAACCCUAUGAAAAUCAUAUCGGCCUUUGAGCGCGGGGGAGCUAUGAGCGGAUACAUCUAUGUUGAGGCGCGCAGACAAGCCGAUGUCAUGGACGCGCUACAAGAUAUGAGCAACGUCUACCCGAGGUCGAAAGUCAUCUUGGUUCCUGUGAGGGAAAUGCCAGAUCUCCUCCGAGUUCAGAAAUCCGAAGAACUUCUGCCCGGUGGAUGGGUUCGGAUAAGACGUGGCAAGUAUCAAGGGGAUUUAGCACAGAUUGAGGAAGUUGAAACGAACGGCCUAGCGGUGACUGUUCGUUUGGUCCCGCGACUUGAUUAUGGCAUGAAUGAGGAUACUGGUGCUCCUCUUGUUGAUCCCAAGAGGAAACGUCCCGGCGCGAACCCUACUGUUGCUCGGGCUCCUCAGCGUCUAUUUAGCGAAGCCGAGGCCAAGAAGAAGCAUGGCAAAUAUCUCUCCGCUACAUCCGGUCUUGGUGGCAAGUCAUGGAGUUACCUGGGAGAGACAUACAUUGACGGGUUUCUGAUUAAGGAUAUGAAAGUUCAACAUCUAAUCACAAAGAAUGUCAACCCUCGACUCGAGGAAGUCACUAUGUUUGCUCGAGGCUCGGAAGACGGGACCGCAAACCUGGAUCUUGCGUCUCUCGCCGAAACGCUCAAGAAUUCAACGGCCGAAGAUUCAUACCUCCCAGGGGAUCCAGUGGAAGUAUUCCGGGGUGAGCAACAGGGUCUGAUCGGUCGUACGUCUUCCACCCGAGGCGAUAUAGUCUCUCUGCAGGUCACGGAGGGAGAUCUUGCCGGGCAAAUCAUCGAUGCACCCGUCAAAUCUCUCCGGAAGCGGUUCAGAGAGGGUGACCAUGUGAAGGUCAUCGGCGGCAGCAGGUACCAAGAUGAGCUAGGUAUGGUGGUGCAGGUUAAGGAUGAUACGGUGACGUUACUCAGCGAUAUGAGUAUGCAGGAGAUUACAGUUUUUAGCAAGGACCUCCGGCUGUCGGCUGAGACGGGCGUCGACGGAAAACUUGGAAUGUUCGAUGUGCAUGAUCUUGUCCAACUUGAUGCUGCUACCGUUGGUUGUAUCGUUAAAGUUGACCGUGAAUCCUUGCGCCUCUUAGAUCAAAACGGCUCUAUUCGUACCGUUCUUCCCACACAAGUCACCAACAAGAUCACGCCGCGCCGAGAUGCCGUGGCCACCGAUCGUAACGGUGCCGAAAUCCGACAUGGGGACACUGUCCGAGAGAUCUAUGGAGAACAGAGGAGUGGCGUGAUUCUCCAUAUCCACCGUUCGUUCUUAUUCCUGCAUAAUAAAGCCCAGGCUGAAAACUCCGGAAUUGUGGUUGUGCGUACCAGCAACAUCGUCACGGUGUCAGCCAAGGGAGGCCGGUCGACGGGUCCCGAUCUUUCAAAGAUGAACCCGGCAUUGAUGGGAAAUCGCAUGCCCGGCGGUAUGAUGGGGCCUCCCAAGAGCUUUGGAAGAGACCGGAUGGUCGGAAAGACGGUCAUGGUUCGAAAGGGUCCCUUCAAGGGCCUUGUGGGUAUUGUGAAAGAUGCCACGGAUUCUCAAGCUCGCGUGGAGCUCCACUCCAAGAACAAAUUGGUGACAAUCGCAAAGGAAAUCCUGGUUGUGAAGGACCCUGUCACCGGCCAGACAGUGGAUAUGUCUCGGGGCAAGGGAGGCCACCGCGUUCCUUACGGUGCGUCUGCGGCUCCUAGCUCUGGCUGGCAAGGAAGCCGCACCCCAAUGGCGGUGGCGGAUUCCUCUAGAACUCCUGCCUGGGGUGGUCCAUCCUCCGCUCGGACACCGGCCUGGUCUGGUAUGGGUGGUUCUCGCACACCGGCGUGGAGAAAUGACGGGUCACGUACCUCCAAUCCCUAUGAUGGUAGCCGCACUGCAUACGGAGGUCACGGCUCUCGCACGCCUGCCUGGAACUCAGGCGCACGAACUCCCUACGACUACGGUUCCGGAUCUAGCGGCUUCGAUGCGUUUGCAGCGGGAUCCAGGACCCCAGCCUGGGGCGCAGCGAACGCCGGCAAUCGCACUCCCGCCUGGUCGGCCGGGACUACAGCCAGCAGUGGCAGCAAAGACCGCGGCUAUGAUGCUCCCACGCCCGGGGGGAACUAUUCCGCUCCGACUCCCGCCGCAUACGGUAGCGCUCCAACACCAGGAGCCUCGGCAUCCACGCCUGGUGCAUGGGCUGAUAGCGCCCCGACGCCAGGCGCCUUCAAUGCUCCCACGCCCGGAGGCCCGUCCAAGAGAGGAUAUGAUGCGCCGACGCCAGCAGCGUUUGACGGACCCAGUCGUCCGUACGAUGCCCCAACGCCCGCUAUGGGCGGGAUGGUGUCGACGCCUGGGGCGGGAGCAUAUGGAGACGGAGAUGACGGUGGCCCACGCUAUGAAGAAGGAACUCCGAGUCCUUAG
Molecule: messenger RNA, 3210 nt
Organism: Aspergillus tanneri
Lineage: Eukaryota; Fungi; Ascomycota; Eurotiomycetes; Eurotiales; Aspergillaceae
Gene: spt5
Product: transcription elongation factor spt5
Exons: 4
Coding region: 1-3210 (1069 amino acids)
Biological process (GO): transcription elongation-coupled chromatin remodeling; regulation of transcription by RNA polymerase II; transcription elongation by RNA polymerase II
Cellular component (GO): DSIF complex
Molecular function (GO): protein binding; mRNA binding
Source: RefSeq, a predicted model, not a curated record